AUGGCGUCCGCCGCCGCCACGACCACCUCCGCCACCACCGCCGCCCAGAACCCCAAUCCCCUUAAUCUCAACAUCAAGCUCCCCCCAUGGCUCAGCGGGCUGCGCUGCCCCUUCACCUUCCUCUGCCCGCCCCCGCCGCCACCGCCACCGCCUCCGCCGCCGCCUCCUCCCCCGCUGCCAUCUCCGGAACCUGUGGUCUCACGGCCGCGGAGGCUGCCGAGCCUGCGGGUGACCACGGAGUACGAUAGCGAGGAGGGCGUGUUCGUGAACAAGGUGUCGUGCAAGCUCGCGGGGGACCUCGCCAAGCUGCGGCUCUCCUUCCAGAGCGACCCGCAGGGCCAGUGGCAAGGGGGCGGGGAGGAAGGGGACCCACUUCAGCAGCUCUUCACCGCGCCUUUGGUGGGGCUCAUCACCAAGCACUUCUCUGUGCUCUACGAUGUCGAGGCACGCAACGCGCUGCUCAGCGGAGACUGCUCGCUUCCUGGAGGCGCCGUCCAGCUCCGUGCCUCGCACGAUGUCAAGGCACAACAAGGAGAAGUUUCGGUGAUAACUAGUCUGGGUGAUCCAUUGUAUAAAAUGGAGAUAUCAUCUUUGGUGCCUUACAGUGGUUUGCCAAGGGCAACAUUCCACUUCCCUAUUGGUCAAGUUUCAGUGGAAGAGAAGAGAAAUGAAGAUGACGAAAAGGUGCUGUCUGUAUAUGGGAUUGGAAAAUCUGAUUUCUUGGAUGGUGUUCUUACUGCUCAGUACAACGAAAAUGAUCUUAAUUUAAGAUAUUGUUAUAAGGACGAGGAAUUAACUUUAGUUCCAGGUGCCUCAUUGCCUUCCAAUGCAGUAUCCAUAGACUUCAAAAGGCGUUUUGGUCCUUCUGAUAAGUUGAGCUAUCAUUACAGCUUCGACACUGAUGACUGGAAUGCUGUUUAUAAGCAUACAGUGGGUAAAAAUUUCAAAGUGAAAGCUGGUUAUGAUUCUGAGGUGCGAGUCGGAUGGGCUUCUCUUUGGGUUGGAGAAGAAGGGGGCAAAGCGAAGACUGCGCCAAUGAAAACAAAACUUCAGCUUAUGCUUCAAGUACCCCAGGAUAAUCUCAGAAAUCCUGUUUUCCUCUUCAAUGUGAAGAAACGAUGGGAUCUGUAA
Miscanthus lutarioriparius is the source of this 1131-nucleotide messenger RNA. Lineage: Eukaryota; Viridiplantae; Streptophyta; Magnoliopsida; Poales; Poaceae. The record is from the annotation of a GenBank genome assembly.